Molecule: messenger RNA, 1737 nt
Organism: Stylonychia lemnae
Lineage: Eukaryota; Ciliophora; Spirotrichea; Sporadotrichida; Oxytrichidae
Source: the annotation of a GenBank genome assembly
AUGGCAAUUGAAUAUCCUAUCAUGACUGACGGUAAUGAAUAAUCAGAUUAUGAUGAAGAUAUCUUAAGAUUUCAUGCUAAUGAAAUCCAAUCUCCCUAAAUUAUAUUGAGCAAUAGAAUGCGAAAUGACAGGCUACAAAAAAACUAUGUUAAAAAUGUUAGCCCUACAAAAAAGCAGAAUUUAUACGGAGCUAAUAGAUCAAUGGAUAAUCGAAAGUUAUCUUAAGCCAGCAGAAAUUAUGAUAUACCAACACUUGAUAGCAAAAGUAUAGAAACAGUGAAUAGUAUUGGAACGAACAUUAGUAAUCCAAAGAUUGAUUAUGAUUCAAUGGAAAUAAAACUGACAAGUGAUGAGAGCGUCCUCGCAAACACUCUUCCUCUGAAUUAAGUUCUAGCCUAGGAUUAGCAUGUGAAAAGUAAAAUAACAGCAGCAAGAGUUAUUUCUAUUUAUGGAGAUUUGGGGCCGAAAAAUAGAAAGCUAAAAGACACAUUAAAGAAUGUGAUAAACAAGUAAAGUUAGUAGUUUGAUCAACUUUAACUUAAGAGAUAAUUAGAUUAGCCAUAAUUACAGUAUUUAAGCGUAGAUUUCAGCAAGAAACCAAUUUUAAAUACUGACUAUUCCAUUGAAUUUAUUGACCACUAUUAGUAAAACUUGAAUUACAAGGCAAACUAUCAACUCAAUGAUUAAAAUAUAAUCUUGAACUCAUUUGAUAAAAGAACUCAAAAGACUGUACAAUAAGAGAGAAUAUCAAGAAAAUCUGUGACGUAGACAAGACAGAUUUACAGAGGAAAUGAACCCCCAAUUCCACCCAGCAUACAGGUCAACAAAGUAAGAGGGGAUAAAGUUAAAAAUGGCAUGCAGAUUUUGAUUUAAAAGACAUAGUCUCAUAAUACCUCAAAUGAAAAGCCAAAUUAUAAUGGAGCUGGUUCUUUUUAAAACUCAUCUCCCAGAGCUUUAAGCAUAGUCCAUGAGCUACAGGACUCUACGAACAAUAAUUAUCUAAAUCACAUUGAGAAUAAAUUCUUAAAACAUAAAAGUACUCCAGUUAGAACCUCAAUCAAUACCAAAAGGAAACUGGAGCACAAUCAAAGUGAAAGUGGAUAUGAAGAUAAGAUAAAAUUAAAGCAAAAUCUUUAGUAAUAAGAUACCAAAAAAUUGCUUGUAAUGUCCUAAAGAGAAAUAUAAGUAAAUAGAAGUCUUGAAUAAAAGAACAUUUAACACUAACAAAUGUAAUAGUUGCAACAAAAAUUUGUCCACAAUAAUAAUCUCAAUCAAAGUAUAAAUUUGAAUCAUUAUGCAAACAUGUCUCCAGAUAGCUUUUAAAAAAUAGACAAGUUUUCUAAGGACUAUGUAGAGGCACCCAUAACAUAAUAUAAGACUGGAGUAGAUGAUAAUAGGUCUAACUUAGUUGUCAAAAGAAAGAUUAAGUUGAGCAAUUUAUCCAGCAGCGUCAAUCAUAUUUAGAGCAUGAGGAAUGAAAUUAUAAUGAGACAGUAAUAUGUUCCACCUAUCAAUAAUAGUGAAGUUUAAUCAAGAGUGGAUAGAGAUCAAAAGUUUAUGGAACUGAUGAACAGAGACUGGCAGAAUUAGUUUGAUAAACUAUCAGAUAACCUUAAAAUUGUGAGAAGUAAAGAGAAGAAAGUAAGAUAGAUGAUUUCUAAAGAAAGCUACUAAGACCUUGACAGGAAAAAGGUUGAAAAAUCUGUAACAUUUAUACUUCCUGAAAUAAUGAAUUGA